Chelonia mydas (Green sea turtle) is the source of this 8447-nucleotide messenger RNA. RefSeq names its product tripartite motif containing 13 (gene TRIM13). The transcript has 2 exons. The record is from RefSeq and is a predicted model, not a curated record. The coding region runs from base 135 to 1364 and encodes 409 amino acids. NCBI's taxonomy places the organism in Eukaryota, Metazoa, Chordata, Testudines, Cheloniidae. Gene Ontology annotation, molecular function: zinc ion binding. Gene Ontology annotation, biological process: innate immune response; positive regulation of canonical NF-kappaB signal transduction; positive regulation of macroautophagy.
CGCUGCUCGUGGAGGGGGGAGGCGCCUGCUGCCUGCGCCGGGCCCAGCCUCAGCCGCACAAGUGUCCGGCUACGCCAAGCGGCGGGCUCCAGCCGCGCCUUGCGCCCGGCCCGGCGGCGGACCCAUAGGAUGUGAUGGAGCUCUUAGAGGAAGACCUCACCUGUCCCAUUUGUUGUGGCUUGUUUGAAGAACCUCGGGUUUUACCUUGUUCUCACAACUUUUGCAAGAAGUGUUUGGAGGGGAUCCUAGAGGGAAAUGUCCGCAGUGUGGUUUGGAGACCACCCCCCAUUUUCAAGUGUCCUACCUGCCGUAAAGAAACUCCUGUUUCAGGAAUCAACAAUUUACAAGUCAACUACUCCCUGAAAGGUAUUGUGGAGAAGUAUAACAAAAUAAAAGUAACUCCCAAAAUGCCUAUAUGUAAGGUGCACAGUGGGCAGCCCCUCAAUAUUUUCUGCCGGACAGAUAUGCAGCUGAUAUGUGGUGUCUGUGCCACUCGAGGUGACCACACAAAGCAUGUAUUUUGCUCCAUUGAAGAUGCCUAUUCACAGGAGAAGUGUGCUUUUGAAACCCUGUUUCAGGGCUUUGAAACGUGGCGUUGUGGGGAUGCACUCUCUCGGCUAGACACCUUGGAAACAAGCAAGAGGAAAGCACUGCAGAUGCUGACAAAGGAUUCAGACAAAGUGAAAGAGUUCUUUGAGAAGCUGCAGCACACACUGGAGCAGAAAAGAAAUGAGAUUCUGUCUGACUUUGAGACCAUGAAGCUUGCAGUGAUGCAGGCCUAUGACCCAGAAAUCAAUAAACUGAACACAAUUCUACAAGAGCAACGAAUGGCUUUUAACAUUGCAGAAGCCUUUAAGGAUGUGUCUGAGCCCAUUAUAUUUCUGCAACAGAUGCAGGAGUUCAGGGAAAAAAUCAAAGUGAUCAAGGAAACCCCUCUGCCUUGUUCCAAUGUAGACAUUAAUCCCACAAUAAAGAACUUUGAUACCAGCCAGUGGAAUGGUAUAAAACUAGUAGAUGUGGACAAGCUUUCUUUGCCUCAGGAAAACAGCAUGCUUAAUUUCAAGAUUCCCUCAGUCUUUUCACACAAAUUUGUAGUGACUUCUCUGAUUUGCUUAUUUAUCCUUGCAGCCGCCAGAAUGACCUUUGUGGAAUCUGUCUUUGACAAUCUUCAGUGCUGGAAAACUCAACUUUUUACAAUUGGCUCAUCCUAUCUGGCAGACACUGCGGAGAUAGCUGACCAUGCCGUGUUUUACUGGGAGCAAAUGACAGAUGGAGCUUCACUUCUAAGUGAAAAGUGCAAAAAUUAUACACUAGUGAUAUUGGAUAAUGUUGCACAAUUUGUGUGCAAAUAUAAACUCUUAUAAUGUCCACUACCAAAGCCCAAGAAGUGAACAGAAUUCUGGUGCAGAAAACGUAACAGUGCAUGCACAGUUUUAAAUAAAAAUCUCUGGUUUCUGAUGGAAGCAUUUAAGACUCAGAAUGUUUACUGAGUUAUUUAUAUUGUUCAUGUAGUUCAAGCACGGAUAUGCUGGAAGGUGAAACCGAACUUUGGAGAAACGUACUUUUGUUUCUGAGAGCUUGUUCCCAAAAACAUUUUGAAAUAAUGCACUUCCUUGCUCUAACCAAAAUAUAAGGGAAAACUAACAAUGUGUAUUGUCAAAUAUUAAUAUAACUGUAUGAGUGAUUUUACAUGUCCUAGAGUAAAAAGUGCUGAUCCCUAAAUGCAUCAACAUUUUGUUGUUGUGGGAGGUUCUUUGAAAUUAGAAAGGACACUUCUGAUUGCUAAGAGAGGUGGGCUGCAAAGUUUGCCUAAGACUGGCCAUCCAUUGCAAAAUACAGAGUGGUACUUAACUCUUCAUAACUGAAGAUGUUAAAUUUCACUGAUUCCUCAUCCUGGGUAUAAGCAGUACUAUAUAUACAUUGGCUAUUGAUUACAGGGUUUAGUUUAAAAAAAAAAGUCUUCAGGGCAGUGGUCUCGAACAAAUUGCAAUAGGAAAGAGAAAUAAGUGGAAGUGAGUGGGGCAGAACAAGCUGCAAGGUGCUCUUAUAUGCUGUGCAAUGUCGCUUUUCCAGCUCCAGUCCUGUCAAGGGAUUGAGCUAUCUUCAUGUUGGAUUCAUGGUUUGUUUUUAAAAGCCACCUGCAACUGUGUCUUUCUACAAAGUGCCUCUAAUGUAAAGAAUUUAAGCUCCCUAUUGGGAAAUGCACCCACUUGCUCACAAUUGGGGAUACAGUGCGUCUCAUUGUGGCAGUGAGGGUAAAGUACUUAUAUGGUGAAUGCAUGGACUAAGGAGUUUUGUCCAUUCCCUUCCCCUUGGUGGUGGUGGUUGGAAGUAAGAACAGAGCCUGCUUUAAGGUGAAAGAAUGACAGUUCCACCCUGCUCAACAGCCAGGAAGCAAACCUCCCUAAAAACACAAUCUUCCGAGCAAUGUGAGGCCGGUGGAGGGAGGAGCAUCUCUUCAUUGCCUCCCCACAUCAGUCAAUCAUAACUUCAGCAGUUGGAGAGAUGGGGUGCUGCCUGUAAACCUGCUGUGUAAUCAAUCCAUGAACAUUGGCCUUGUCUUGCUGUGUUAGGAAACUCCUUAGCCCUGAGAUAGGUCAUGUUCCUUUUCUCUGCUCUGCCGUUGGAGCAUGGGUUGGCAUACAUGUGCUACCUUUAAUCUAGCUAGCACAUCUGAAAAUAGCAGUGAUGACAUGGCAGCAUGGGCAAUACAAGUAUGUAUCCAGGGGCCCAGGCAGACUUGUACAGCUUCAGCUGAAACCUGUGGUGCUGUGAAUUCUUUGCUAUUCUCAGCACUACUAGCUAAAUUAAAGCUAGUGUGGGUAUGUCAGCCCGUGUGGCAGUUGCACCUCCAGUUGCAGUGUAGACUUACUCCGUAUCAUUCCAUUGGCUGCAGUGCACCUGGGAAGAAUUAGUUUAGUGAGUUUCAUGACUUAACUCUAGGAUAAUUGAAUAUAGAAAGAAAUAAUAAAUCAUUACCAUAUCUCUGUAUGGAUAUUUCAUACAAACAUAUUAAUAAUCAAAUCCUUUCAGAUCAUGAAACAUUUUGUGAAAUACACUUCCAACUACUCUGAAAUGUUCAUUCCAGAGCAUGAUUGUGGAGUUGCCUUAAAGUACAUUGAACAUUUCUUUUAGCAGUGGGUCCCCCACAGUGGUAUAGAAAUGAAAUCAUCUUGUGGUGCUGUAAAACUCAAAUAUUUAUACUGAAUGUCUUGCUUUUGGGGAUAGUUCUUGGUUUUUAUCAGGAUUUUUCAAAACUUGGAGUCAGUCAACCAUUUUUCAACAGUCUUUGGAAGCUGUUCAUUUUUUAUUUUUUUAUUUUUGUUUCAAGAGUCCAAGUUCCCAAGCAACCAGGACCUGUAAACAGCUAUCUUUAAUUGUAUUUAUGCUUCUUGUUGCCUGGGAACCCUAACGGUGCUACACACCUCACCCCAAACAUACAGUAAGAUUACUGAAUGGUACUUGCAGUCCCAGUUGAUUUGCAGUUUAGGAAUAGUCUGGUUAGAAAGACAAAGGUCAGUGUUAACCUUGAUCGGUGGAGAGACAAUAUGAGCAAUCAAGAAGUGGCCAUUUUGAAUGUGGGAGGCUCAAAAUUUACAACAUGGGCUUCCACCCUGCGGAGGUUCCCAGAGUCCAGGUUAGCACGGAUGUUGAAUGGCAAUGACCACGAAUUCAGGCUGGUGAAUGGACAAUUCUUUGUGGACAGAGAUGGAACUUUGUUUAAUUACAUCCUAGAUUUUUUGAGGACACUCCAGCUUUCUCUGCCCACUGACUUUUCAGACUAUCAGAGGCUGCAAAGAGAAGCGGACUUCUAUGAGCUCCACUCCCUGGCUGAUCUCCUGAGCCAGGAAAACUUGCUGAAGCCGAGACCAGAGAUCUUGGAAGUGCGAUUCUUGCUCCAGGAAACUCAGGCCUUUUUUCGAGUCUUUGGCUCUUGCAGCAACACUAUUGAGGUACUGGCUGGACGGGUAACUAUGUUUACAGAGCAGUCCUUGAGACAGAACUGGAAUAAUAAUCCUUUCCCUUCUCAGAAGCUCCUCACUCCACUUCCUUUGGAGAGACCUUCUCAUCAUGACCUGGUUUUUCAAUGUGGCACUGACUAUUCUGCUGGUGACCAGUUAGUGGCAAGGUAUUCACCUUGUGUGGCUUUUCUUUCUUGAAAUAAUUCCAAGACUUCUACUUCAUAAAAUACAUGCAAUUUGCUUCACUGUGAUGAGAUCAUGGGAUAAUCAAUUGCUGGUUCAAUGCCAAGAGGUGACUGAUUUAACUCCUGUUAUACUGAUCUAACUUGUAAGUUUCCUUAACUUUUUUAAUGGAUUUUUGAAAACAUCUUAUUCUCCUAAUUCAUUUGACCUUCCUCUCACCUUUUUGCUCUUUCUAUAUUUCUGAUGUGUCUAUCCAGUGGGAUGGCUGAGUCACACCGAGAAGCUAUUGGAAAAUGCAAAAUUAAAAUACAGGAGAAGAACCACUUGCCAGCAGUAAUAUUUUUGUGCUCUUGAUUCUCUGCCUAGAUAGAUCCUGCUGUUUGUCCCAUAUGUAACUGCCUCGGUGUUCUGUCAGCCAAAUGACAUAUCUGAAAGGGUUCACUUCUCCUGUAGUAGGCAGAAUGUUCGAUAACUGAAAACAAAGUCUGUGAGUUGUCUGAAGUAAUAAUGGGCAAUCACUGAAGAUGUUCCUAAUUGGCUGAACUGAUUACUAAUGGUAGAAAAUACUUUAUCUUAACCACCUCUCCUUUGAGAUGUUUAACUCAGAGCAUGCAGGGUACCUUUCUUUUUUCUGAGGAAAGAAGGAAGCUGAUCUCUCUCAUUAGUGAGGUUGCUAAGUCUGAAUGUGGGCUAAUACAAGUUUAGAAAAUUAUAAAAUGAGUUUUGUCACACAUGCCAUUCCCUUGUGCACGUAAGCAUCUAUAAUGCUUGUAACCUACAAACUGGGAAAACUAGGAAUAAAUUGGAUAAAGUUCUUGUGGGAAAGUUUUCCCAGAUAAAUGUGGAAUAAGCUGGGGAAGGGAGGAGGGGAAGAUAAUUAAAAUGGCUACAAACGUACCCCGUAGAUUUCAUUUUGGAGAAGGGGAGAACAGAAUGAUGGAAGUGGGGAUGGAAAACAAAGGUGGAGUUAAGAUAAUGGACCUUCCUUGUUCCUUAACUAUAGAUGUGGGUUUUUGUUUUGAAGAAUAUAAAUUGUAUACACUACAUGAGUUUGGAGGGAGAGUGGGGGCUUAAGAGCUUGGUCCUCUUGCCAUUGAUUUUUCAGUGGGAAAUCGGUGACCUCUAUGCUAGCCACAACAGGCUCUAGUUACAUAGUUUAUAAUGCUUUUUAGAAGCUCUAAAGAGUGGCUUUAUUAUACAGUUGGAAUUUGUCUCCAUACAGGAAAAGAUAACGUAGUUUAUCGUCUGUGGCUCUUGGAAUGCCUGGAUUUUUUUAUGGACACUUCACUGGAAUAGUUCCAGUAGGGUUAUUCUCUCUUGAAAUAUAUAAAUUUAAACAAUUAAGAGAAUGCUGGAUUUAAAAAAUUCAGUAGGGUUUAUCUUUAUAUUUUGACUUUCUUUAGCUGAAUAAUUGUAAGAAGCUCAUUCUGGGCUUUCUCACGUAGAACAUAUAAGAUGGCACUUAAAUGGUAUAUAACUUAUAGCUUAUUGGACUAACUAUGCAUCAAUGUAGGUUAUGGCAACUUAAAAACAGUGAGAUGUAGUUUGUUAUAACCUCUUUUCUGACUUUGAUUAAUCAAGCUACACUUUUCUGUUGAACUGCGGAGGAAAAAUCUUACAAACUUAUCUCUCAUCAAUCAUUUGUGGUUGUAUGGAAUCUUUACCUUUUAGUGCUUCUUGUGGACCUUUGUACUUUUUUCAUGAACUAUGGAGCAAUUCUGCCUAUCAAUUUAUGCUACUUUCUAACCGUAUUUUUACAUGGCUUUUGUUCCUUGAGGUGUCUGGAUGAAUUUUUAAACCUCCUGUACUUUAUUCCAAGUAAAAUCAGUUUACUUUAGUUGCAAAUAAAGUUCAUAAUUGUAACAAAAAAAAGCUGCUGUGGAAGGCAAACGACCAGUAAACUUCCCUGUUAAUAGGGAGAGGUGCUUUGUAAUGAGGAGUGCUGCUAUGUAAAUGAACCCAGUUCUGCUGACUUUGCACCAGUUUGACUCUUCUUAUCUGAGAAACUGCUGUACAUUAAGCGUUCUGUCAGUCAUUUCCCCUCCAUUAAAUUAAACAAAAUUUAAGAGUUGUUACAAUCACUUGUAAGGAAAAAGUGAACUUCAUAGUGGAAAAACAAAGUGUCUAUUCUGUAAAAAUAUCAUUGGUUAAACUGAAAGAAAUAGCUGUGCUUGUAAUAAAGAAUCAAUAUAUUUAGAAAACAAACUAGAGCUGUUGAUUAAUCACAGUGAACUCACAUGAUUAACUCAAAAAUUAGUUGUGAUUAAUUACAGUUUUAAUCGCACUGUUAAUAGAAUACCAAUUGAAAUGUAUUAAAUAUUUUUGGAUGUUUUUCUACAUUUUCAUAUAUAUUGUAUUCUGUGUUUGUAAUUGAAAUCAAAGUGCAUAUUAUUUUUGAUGAUAAAUAUUUGCACUGUAAAAAUGAUACACAAGAAAUUGUAUUUUUCAGUUCACCUCCUAAAAGUACUGUAGUGCAAUCUAAGUCCACUCUGUCCUCCUUCUUGUUCAGCCAAUUGCUAAGACAAACAAGUUUGUUUACAUUUUCAGGAGAUAAUGCUGCCCUCUCUUUAUUUACAAUGUCACCAGAAAGUGAGAACAGGCGUUUGCAUUGCACUUUUGUAGCUGGCAUUGCAAGGUAUUUAUGGGCCAGAUAUGCUAAACAUUCGUAUGCCCCUUCAUGCUUCAGCCACCAUUCCAGAGGACAAGCUUCCAUGCUGAUGACGCUUGUUUAAAAAAAAAAUGUGUUCAUUAAAUUUGUGACUGAACUCCUUGGGGGAGAAUUGUAUGUCUCCUGCUCUCUUUUACCUGCAUUCUGCCAUAUAUUUCAUGUUAUAGCAGCCUCGGAUGAUGACCCAGCACAUGUUCGUUUUAAGAACACUUUGACAGCAGAUUUGACAAAACACAAAGAAGGUACCAAUGAGAGAAUUCUAAAGAUAGCUACAGCACUCGACCCAAGGUUUAAGAAUCUGAAGUGCCUGUCAAAAUCUGAGAGGGACGAGGUGUGGAGCAUGCUUUCAGAAGUCUUAAAAGAGCAACACUCUGAUGCAGAAACUACAGAACCCGAACCACCAAAAAAGAAAAUCAACUUUCUGCUGGUGCAUCUGACUCAUAUUGAAAAUGAACAUGUGUCGGUCUACACUGCUUUGGAUUGUUAUUGAGCAGAACCCAUCAUCAGCAUGGACGCAUGUCCUCUGAAAUGGUGGUUGAAGCAUUAAGGGACAUAUGAAUCUUUAGCGCAUCUGGCACGUAAAUACCUUGCAACGCCAGCUACAACAGUGCCAUGUGAACGCCUGUCCUCACUUUCAGGUGACACUGUGAACAAUAAGCAGGCAGCAUUAUCUCCUGCAAAUGUAAACAAACUUGUUUGUCUAAGCAAUUGGCUGAACAAGUAGUAGGACUGGGAGUGGACUUGCAGGCUCUAAAAUUUUACAUUGUUUUAUUUUUGAAUGCAGUUUUUUUUGGUGCAUAAUUCUACAGUUGUAAGUUCAACUUUCAUGAUAAAGAGAUUGCAUUACCGUACUUAUAUUAGCUGAAUUGAAAAAUACUCUCUCUUGUUUUUUUUACAGUGCAAAUACUUGUAAUAAAAAAUAAAUAUAAAGUGAGCACUGUGCAUUUUGUAUUCUGUGUUGUAAUUGAAAUCAAUAUAUUUGAAAAUGUAGAAAACAUCGAAAAAAAACUUAAAUGUUGUUCUAUUAUUAUUUAACAGUGCAAUUAAUUGCAAUUAAAUCACGCGACAGCCCUAAAACUAAUCUAGAUUCUUGGCUAGUGUAAAUCAGUGCAGCUCUGUUGUAGUCAAUGGGAGUCAUGCUGAUUUACAUCAGCUGAGAAUUUGGCCCUGUUACAUAAAUGGUUCCAUCCUCCAAGAAGGAUGUUAACUCGCAAUCGCACUUUUCUCUUUCUCUAGGUACGUCUCUAUAAAACCUGAUCAUAGAAAACUGAUUAAUGGAACGAACGUACUAGGCCUACUGGUUGACACGUUACUUAGAGAAGGAUUUCACCUUGUAAGCACCAGAACAGUCUCCACUGAAGAAAAAGUUGAAUGCUACAGUUUUGAAAGGAUGAAGAGGCCAGAAACCCUUUUUCUCACUGCCAACCAAAGCCCAGAAAGCCCUGGUGGAGCACAGAUGAAGUUAACUCCGAUGCACAAGCAGAAAUGAAACCUGUUUCUUUACUACCUAUCCUUUUGAAUCUGGGAAGAGACACAUGUAGACACUACUAACCCCACUAUUUCUUUUUUAUUUGAAAUUGCAACUAUUGAGGGUGGUAACAACUGUCAAUUUUUAUAAAUUUCUCAAAAAAUCA